Paramormyrops kingsleyae is the source of this 5505-nucleotide messenger RNA. Lineage: Eukaryota; Metazoa; Chordata; Actinopteri; Osteoglossiformes; Mormyridae. The record is from RefSeq and is a predicted model, not a curated record.
ACAAUAUAUGAGUUUUUCAAAUAACGCAAUAAAUACAAAUUGAGUUUACGUCAAUUGAUUAGAAAUUAAGAAACGUAAAUUACGUUCACCCAAUGAUUUAUAUUUUGAGAGCUUCCCUAUAAGAUAGUUGCUUUUAUCAGACCAUAUGAUUGCUGGCCCCUUGAACUUUUAAAACUCUCGGCAGCCUAAAGAAGCGGUUUCGCCCCCUGGAGGCGUGAGCAGCAACGUAACGUUAGUAAACCAGAAAUCCGUCUGUAGCGCGUCAGUCUUCAGGACCUGAACUGGUAAGAUUGACAAGAAAAAUUAAUUGGCAGAAGGAUCCGGGGCGUAGGGAAGAAAGAAGAGGGGAAAGGAAAACGAGACAGAGGGACAGGAUCAGUGGGGACGGUGCACUCAGCAGAAUCUCACCCAGGGCGCCGGAACCCCCAGGGCGCCGGAACCCCCAGCACCGGCCCUGCUGCUCUCAAGGGCCUCCAGUGUAAUAGACGCGUGAAGACAUCACUGGAGACUCCGCCCACCCAGCAUGUGACAUCACUGGAGACACCGCCCACCCAAACCAUAGGCUGUUUCCCCUGCUCCCAUCUGGAAGGAGGUACAGAGCCUUUCGCUUCCACACCAGCAGGCUGAACAGCUUCUUCUUCACUGCUGUCACCUUGCUAAACUCUCAGCACCAGCCAACCCCACCCAUAACCACCCAUUCAUAAGUAUUUAAAUGUAAUGUUUAUUAUAUAUAUAUAUAUAUAUACACACACACACACACACAUACAUACACACACUUGUAGAUGCUGUAUAUAUUUAUUUAUACCACACUUUAGCUUACUUUAUUUAAAAUACUUUAUUUCCUAAAAUUGGAUGUACUUUACUAAAAAAGAGCAUGUUUAAAUUUACCCCAAAAAAGUGGGUGCAAAUUAUUACCUCAUUUUAACUGAGUAAAUUCUGUAGGUUAUUUUUUCAGUGUGUACACCAUAUUUCACUUUCAGAUUAAAUACCAAACUGCAUUUUGUUCUUGGAGUGCUUCUGUUGUGUGCAAUGAAGUUGAAUCUUAUCUAACCUAAAUUUAAUCUGAACAGUUUAACGUGAGACAGCAGAAACGCUUCCCAGAACUCAGCCGCUGUAAAGGCAGCUGUUCGAUGGGUCCCUGCUAAUUUCGACAACCUUAUUCCUGCACCAUCUGAAGUAAACGUCCUGCAGGGGGAGCAGAUCAGCCGUCUUUCAGAGCUUUGUCAUCCAGGGCAGAGCAGCUGCCAAACCAGGCUGAGAUUCACGUGGUCAGGAAUAAAUGCAAUAAAUUAUUUUUUAGGUUGCACAUGGAAGUUGGUUUACUUGGUUGCAGAGUGGAUCUCCUUGUGUGCCCAGGGCCAUGAGUACCUCUCAUAGCAGGCUGGGCCUUGUCUCAGGCCACCUGGAGUCUCAGGCCACCUGGAGUCUCAGGUCAUCUGGAGUCUCAGGCCACCUGGAGUCUCAGAUCAUCUGGAGUCUCAGGCCACCUGAAGUCACAGGCCACCUGGAGUCUCAGGCCACCUGGAGUCUCAGAUCAUCUGGAGUCUCAGGCCACCUGGAGUCUCAGGUCACCUGGAGUCUCAGGCCACCUGGAGUCUCAGGCCACCUGGAGUCUCAGCCCUGUCAUAUGUGUGUGUGUGAUCCUAUAAGAGCUAUACCUGCAUUCUCAGCAUUCUGCCAAACUAAAUUUUCUUUCUGUUUUUUUCCCCCUAAACCAAUCCUGCAUACAGCCUAGCUUAUUAAAGAGACGUUAUUUAAGCAUGUCAGGGACGAGCUUUUCGGGGUACCGCCCUACCUGGUGGAACAGAGGAAGACUUGGGGCCAACAAGAUCAAUGUCCACCCUUUUCUUAUUGAAAUUAUGAAUGAAUUACUGGAUGAUCAGUUGGAGCAAUUCAAGUUGCACCUGAACACACAAGUACAGGAGGGAUUUGAACCAAUUCCAAGCAGUCAGUUAGAAGAAGCAGACCGAACAUGUACAGUUCAAAAAAUGAAAGACAGCUAUGAUACCGAGGGCUCUUUUAAGAUAACUUACGCAAUACUGAAGAAGAUGGACAUGAAAGACCUGUCAAAUAAACUGAAGAAUGUAAUGAACAUUGGCAGGUGUCCUCCAGGGAAGAUCUGCAUUAUCUCUGUGGGAGCGACUUUCGUUUCCUUGACUUGGGAAACACACAAAGACCUGAGGAGCAUCCAACACAGUUACAGCGUGACCUGGAAGGACAGCAGCACCAGCCAGUCCAUCAGCUCAGAUGAGAACCAGGUAUCCGAACACAAUCUGAGUGCAGGAACGGAGUACGUCUUCUCUGUGAGGACUACGCUGAAGGGCACCGAUUUCACGAGUCAACCUGUCAGUAUCAACAUUUGCACAAGUCACAAUAUGAAAGUGCUGCUGUUAGGAAGAACAGGAGUAGGGAAGAGUGCAACUGGGAAUACAAUACUGGGGAAGAAAAAAUUUGCAUCAAAAGCCAGCAAAAACUCUGUAACAAUGAGCUGCGCUAAAGCUAAAGGGGAAGUUGCUGGGAGAAAGAUGUCAGUGGUGGACACUCCAGGCCUGUUUAACACAAAGCUGAGCAAGGAUGAUCUCAUAAAGAAGAUCACAGAGUGCGUUUCCCUGUGUGCUCCUGGGCCUCAUGCAUUCCUGGUGCUGCUGCAGGUGGGCAGAUUCACACAAGAAGAGCAGGAAACACUGAACAUCAUCCAGGAGGUUUUUGGCCCAGAAUCAACUCGAUACACCAUGGUGCUGUUCACACAUGGGGACGUUCUAGAAAAAUCUGUUGAUCAAUAUCUUAGUGGCAAUAAAAGUCUCAAUGAAUUUGUUAAGAAAUGCCAGGGUAGAUAUCAUGUCUUCAACAAUAAAGAUGUAUCGAACCGCACUCAGGUCACAGAUCUGCUGAACAAGAUCGAGGAGAUGAUACGAAAGAAUGGAGGAGGUCAUUACACCAACGAGAUGUUCAUGAAGGCCAAGAAGGGCAGCAAAACAUAUUCAUAUCAUGUUGCCACAAAGGGGGGUGGAAAACAGCCGCAGAAAUGUAGCGACGCUGUCCUGCAGUUCCAGGCUUCACGGAAGCACGUCCGCCCUUUUCUACUGCAAAUCAUGGACGAUUUAGUGGAUGAUGAGCUGAAGCGGUUCAAGUUCCAUCUGAACACACAAGUAAUGGAUGGAUUUCAGCCCAUUCCAGUCAGUCAGCUAGAACGUGCCGACCGGACAGAUACAAUUAAGAAAAUGAAAGACAACUAUGAUACUGAAGGUGCACUUCAGAUCACUCACGCCAUAUUGAAGAAGAUGGACAUGAAUGAUCUGGCUAAAAAACUACAGAAUAUAAUGAAUAUGGCACGCUCUCCACCCAAUAGUCUUAGCAUAAGUUCUCGGGGUACAACAUCUGUCACCCUAACCUGGGACCAGCCGAAGGGGAUGGAGGACAUUUCACACAGUUACAGUGUGACGUGGACGGACAGCAGCUCGAGCCAGAGCCAUUCCAUCAUCACAGAUGAGAACGAGGUUGUCUUGUCCAGCCUGAGACCAGGAACGGAGUACAGCCUCUCUGUGUGCACUAUGCUGAAAGACACCGAUCUCAAGAGUGAACCUGUCACCAUCAAAACCUGCACAAGGCAUGAGCUGAGAAUUGUGCUGUUAGGAAGAACUGGAGUGGGGAAGAGUGCAACUGGAAACACCAUCCUGGGCAGGAAAGAGUUUAAGUCAGAAGUCAGCAACUACUCUGUAACAAUGAGCUGUGCUAAAGCCAGAGGCAAAGUCUGUGGGAGAAAGAUGUCAGUGGUGGACACUCCAGGCCUGUUUAACACGAAGCUGAGCAAGGAUGAUCUCAUAAAGAAGAUCACAGAGUGUGUUUCCCUGUGUGCUCCUGGGCCUCAUGCAUUCCUGGUGCUGCUGCAGGUGGGCAGAUUCACACAAGAAGAGCAGGAAACACUGAACAUCAUCCAGGAGGUUUUUGGCCCAGAAUCAGCUCGAUACACCAUGGUGCUGUUCACACAUGGGGACGUUCUGGGUGACGCUGCUGACCGAUUUCUUAGCGGUGAUAAAAAGCUUAAUGAAUUCAUUAAAAAAUGCCAGGGUGGAUAUCAUGUCUUCAACAAUAAAGAUGUAUGGAAUGUGACUCAGGUCACAGAUCUGCUGGACAAGAUAGAGGAGAUGAUAAAAAAGAAUGGAGGAGGCCAUUACACCAACGAGAUGUUCAUGAAGGCCAAGAAGGGCAGUGGGGAGAAGAACACGGGGGUUCUGGGAGAUAAAGGGGAAGGAAAGAAAGAAAAGCAAAAAACUAUGGAAAGAAAAUCAACUGACCUAGAAGAAAAAAAGAAAAGGGACAAUACUAAAUAGUAACCCAGCAUAAAGCAUCAACAAUCACUAGGAAUAGUAUAUGAUUUUCAGUGAGAAUUAAAUGUUUAUUCAGUCUGCAUAAUAUACGUUUGAGUGUGUCUUUAUAUAACUGUACUAGUAAAUUAGUAAAUUGUCAUAUUACUUCUACAAUACAAUCUUAGCAAGUUGAUCACACCAUAUCCAUGGAAAAAAUUAAGAGAAAAUAGCUCAAUUUUUCAUUUCACUUAUUUCUCUACUUAUAGAUGUGUGUCUGUGAAUAAUAUAUAUAUUUCUGCAAAAGGCAGCGUUGUUAUUCCCUGUUUCUUAUUAAUGAAGGGCUUCUUCUUUGCUUUAUGGGACUUCAGUCCUGCUUCUAGGAGCCUGAUACAAACUGUCCUAGCAGUGCACUUCACACCUGCACUUAAUGUUUCCCAUUCCUUUUGACGGUCAAUUGAUGUCAUCAUUCGAUUCAUGAGAAACUGUCGGAUAAGUUAACAGCCAUCUCUGGCAUUAGAAAGUUGCUUCUGCCCUCUACCUGGCUGGUUUCUGGUGGUUCCCAGUGUCUCCUGCUUCACCUUGUUCUUGUGUCCUGCUGUCUUAGAAACAUUGAAUCUGGAAGCCACCUGCUGCUCAGUGUAGCCUCUGCCAGCAGAACCACGAUUAAACCAGGAUUUAAAAAUGCUGAUUUGUUUAAAAGUAAGCUUAAAAGUGUUCUAAUUUUUUCCACAGCAUAUAUUAGUGCUGAAUGUAUUGGUUUUCACCCAAUGUAUACUGAAUAUGCAGAAUCCAGAUGAAUAGUCAAAUUAGCAACUGUCUGGUUGUAUAAAGAAAGACCUUAAAAUAGUCUUCAACUUAAAUAUUUUCCAAAUUCAUUAAACAUUUUGUACAUUGUAGCUUUUUGUAUAGUUUUUGUUUUCUAGCUAUCGUUUGUUGAUUAUAGAAUUAGCUACUUACACACAUAAGCCUCUUUGUUUAUAUAACAUUCAUCAAAUGUCACAUCACUCUCCUUUGCCAGAUUUUGUGGUUUGUCAGUAAGGAUAAUCUUUUCAGCAAAACCUUACAUUUCACUGGAUAAAGUUGUAUUCUUUUAACAGGGAUUGUCUGUGAGCACACUGAUAAAUUCAUUGUAAGUUGUAUUCUUUUAACAGGGAUUGUCUGUGAGCACACUGAUAAAUUCAUGGUAAGUUGUAUUCUU